GUCUGCAUUUUUGGGUCCUUUUUCUGUUGCUCAGCCCUGCACUAUGACAUGUCUCUGUACGUUUGUCUGAAUUCUGUAUCUACAUCUAUUAGUAUCGGAAUUAAUCUCUUUCUGACCUUGCUUGCCAGGAAAAAGCAGAGCAGCUCAUAGAUGGACUUCUAUUGGGUAAUAAAUUUAGUUAUAAAACCACUCCAUUAAUAUUGGUCAAGAUAAAUAAAAUACAUAUACAGGAUUUCUUAAAGAUCAUGUUUGAUAUCAAAUGUGUGUGUGCGUGUGUGUGUGUGUCUUGUGACAACACAUGAGAAGUAUAAAAGAGAAGUGUAGAAAUACAGCUGAGGUUUGUUACUGUAGCGUGGGCUUGGUGUGGGCGUGAUGAGUUAUCUCUCUCCAGUAACAUUUUCAGUAAUGUGAUAAAGUCAGUGACCAUACCUGCUUUGAUUGGUCCUAUAAAAAAGAUUAACAUUGCCGCUGCAGCCCUCAGUCUGUCCAUAGAAUUCUUUCAGCAUCAAGUUCAACUCAGGUAAGAUUUUUCUCCUUCAACCAAUUUUUACUUCAUGUUGUUUGAUGCAUAGAGCAGAUGUAAAUGACAUCUAUAUCUGUUUGGAAACACAAAAGUAAAGAGCAGAAAAUACUAAAUAAGCUUGAGAGAGACAAGUGUUAAGACUGAGAAGAGAUAAGUACAAAGAAAAAUCUCAUCCCGCAGAUCUACUGUGAUCAUGGCAGUGAGAAACCAACCAGGACGAUUUGAGCCGUCUGAAUUUCAGACCGGUCUGUGCGAUUGCUGCAGCGACUGUGGAACUUGUGAGCUCUCCCUUUUACUGGAAAAAUCUGAUAAUACAAAGUCAUUUGCACAAAAAAUAUAGUAUAUUGUAUUGUUUGUUCCAACUUCCCCUUUUUAUCCAACAGUAUUCUACGGUUGGUGCUGCUACUGCUGCCUCGGCUGCUCCAUCGCCAGUGCCAUGGACGAGUGCUGCCUGUGUGGUCUGGGCAUGCCCAUCCGCAGUGUUUACAGGACCAAAUACAACAUCAAUGUAAGUCUAUAAAAAGACAUAAUAAAGUGGAUGACUGUGGGUCAAAAGAGGCAACCUGCAACUCUACAGGUGGUGAUUUAUAGGCCUAUGGAAGAGCAGCAGGCUAAGAAAAGUAGAUCUAAAACUCAAAGUUAGAGUUUAAGUGUUAUAAACUCUCAGCCAAAGUUCAAGAAUUAGAAAAAUUAAAUGACACAGAGAAGUUCUCUUGCUCUCUUGGCAUUUACAGAGUGAAUUUGUAAUGUUGAAAACAAAGUCUGAACAACACGAAAACAGGGAAAUAAUUAUAUCAUAGCAUGCCCGUACUGGAAGCUUUCAAUUGUUAUGUUAUUACAGUGCAGGAUGAGAUAACUUGAAGGAUGAGGAAAGCAGGAGAUUUUAUCAGCUGUUUUGGGUUUGUAACAUUAACACCACAAUAGUUUAGUUCAAUCAAAGGUGUCUGAUGGAUUUGAUCUCAAUGAGUGGGGGUAGUUUCUAAGAGAGCUGCUAAGUUAACAUAGCUUUUUAAAUGGACAAUUUAAAUAAUAACACAAGUAGAAAAAAAAUAACAAAGCAGAAUUUUUAAGCAAAAUUAGAGAGCAAAAAACGAUGUUAAAAUCUUGAGAGACAGUUGAGAACCUAGAAAUGUUGUGACAAAAAAAAUCAAUCUGAGCAAGGUAGAGUAUGAUUUAAAAUGUCAAAAUUAAGUCAAAAUGGGGGAAAAAAGUGGCUGCAAGGUGCAAAAGAGGAAUUUUUACUUUGUGAUUCUGAGAUUGAAUAUAAAAUGAGAAAAUCCGGAACGGUCCUGAAUACAGUCACAUAUAAAAUGUUGAGUAAAACUCAACUUUCAUUGUUGGUGAAACCAGGGGGAGGAAGUCAGCUGAACCAAAGAGGGUUUGGCGGCCGCAGGUUGUAAAACCAAUGUGACUUUAUGAUUUUAGGGCUCCAUGUGUCAAGACUUCCUGGCGACGGCCUUCUGUCCGCUCUGCGCCACCUGCCAGCUGAAGAGAGAUAUCGACCGCAGGAAGGAGCAAGGCAUUUUCUGAACAGGUAGAAACUUUCAAAACACACUUCGUCUUGGAGUGUUGUGUAAUUUUUUUAGCUGUUGAAUUUUUGAAAAGUCAUAUUUAAGCCUUCUUGUCCCUCUAGGUGCUGCUACAUCACCUGAUGAGUCCACCUGGCGCUGAUUAUCUCUUCAAUAAUGUGUAAAUCAUGUUUUUUAUAAAAUGGCUUACGGCUGUACAGCCUUGUUUUUUCACCUGUCACCUGAGGACAAGGAGACCUAUUUUGUUUGAUGAGACAUUAGUUUGAUAAGACUCACCCUGAUGGUCAAAGAGAGAGUGAGAUUAACAGUAACUGUAAUAAAUCAUGUUUUAUGAGCUGAUGGGAUGUGGACAAAGUGCUGUUGGCUUUCAUUGCGUAACAUCAUCCAGUUCUCGUUUCCAUGAAUAAAAACGUGUCAUAGAGCAUGGACACAGCAUUUCCCAGUUCCUCAAGGGGUUUCUAACAGUUACUGUUUCCUUUGGUAACAUCAGAAAGUUGAACUAUUGAACUUUAUCACAAGGAACCUGAUGAACUCCUUAGAGUUAGAAUGGUUUGAAGAAAUUAAAAUAUUUAAAUCAGAAA
Messenger RNA from Xyrichtys novacula (pearly razorfish), 2633 nucleotides. NCBI's taxonomy places the organism in Eukaryota, Metazoa, Chordata, Actinopteri, Labriformes, Labridae. The record is from the annotation of a GenBank genome assembly.